Molecule: messenger RNA, 1485 nt
Organism: Paramecium sonneborni
Lineage: Eukaryota; Ciliophora; Oligohymenophorea; Peniculida; Parameciidae
Source: the annotation of a GenBank genome assembly
AUGUUCCAACUUUAUACAUUAUUUAUUAUAAUCACUAUUUCUUUAGCAUCCACUAUCAAACUCAAAAACCCUAUUCAAGUUGAUUAUUAUAAUGGCAAACUCAAUCAAAUUUUCUUAGAUCAAAAUCAUUAACUAUGGUUUGAAUUUGUUAAAUCUAUUGAAAUUCUUAAUCCAAAAGAAACCAUUUGUAAAUCUAUUCCAUAUCAAUUUGAACCAGAAAAUCCCAUAACAAUUCCAUUUCAAAAUAUCACUUCAACAUUAUACAAUAAUGGACUCAAAACAUUGUUUGUUUUAGAACAAAAAUAAUUAACACUUAUCUAAUUCCUAUUUACAAAUUUUUCUAUAAGCCCUUAUCAUUUUAGAAAUGGCUAAUCUAAUUAAAUUAAUCGAAUAGAGGCAUAAUCCUAUGAUAUUCAAGAUGGAAUUGCUUUGGCAUAAAUAGAAGAAAAUCUUAUUGUUUUACUCAAUACUAAUUCUAAAUUAAUUCUUUUUGAUUUAAAUACUAAAAGCUUUGUAGAUCUUUAAUAAUUUUAAACUCAACCUAUUUGGAUUACAAGUGCAAAUCAUUUUUUAUUUGUUGGGUUUUAAGACAAAUUGAUUUAAUACUCUCUAAAAGACAAAAUGUUAAUAGAAAUCAAUCACCUCGAUAUAUUUUUAUAAGAUACUUCAAUUUUAAUGGUUGAGUUAAAUAAUAUUUAUAUAAAGUUUCCUUUAUUUAAAGUUAUUAAAAUAACUUAUAGUUUAAAUAUAUUAAAGUUUGAAGAUUACUUAAAUGAGAAUAAAGAAAUCAUAAGUUUAUCAUUAUCAGGAGAAAAAAUAUCAUAUUUGACGAAUGACAAUGUAUUUAUAAAUUCUGAUCUCAAAUUAUUUGAAUAAUAUGAUAAAUUUCUAUAAUUCGACGACGUUAUUAUUUUGAUUUCAAAAGGAGGGGUUCAUAAAAUUAUAUCAGAAUUCACUGAUGAAAUAUGUAUCUAUGAGUGAUAAUAAAAGCACUUCCAUUAUAUAUUAAACAUUAAAAUGUCAGCGAUGCACAUUUCAUGAAUAAUUUUGGAAUAAAUUAUCACAUAAUAACUAGAUCAGAAAAACUCAUAUAAAUUAAUGAAAUUUAAUUUAUAGAAUCUUUUAUUGAAUGUGAUGAUAGAAUAUAACAUAAUGAAGAAGAUGUUUAUUUUAUAGCUUAGGCAGAUAAGUGCUUUGAUAAAAAAAAAACAUCUUCUUUUGCAAAUUGCAAAUUCGAAGGAAAAAUUUAAUGUAUAUUUAAUAUUUAAUUUAAUAGUUAAUAAAAUUUCUAUUUUUUAUUCAAAAUUUUCUGAUCUUGCUUAUUUGAUGAUUUUAGUAUUAAUGUUAUCCAUAAUUUUGAUUAUAUUAGCCAUAUAUUUAACUCGAAAGUUUCAAAGAUAGGCAGAAUUAUAUACAGUAACUUAGAAAGUUAUAACGAAUGAAGAUCAAUCAUAAGAUUAAAUAAAUUAAGAAAAAGAAUGUUGA